GGAGACGGUGCUAUCUCGGUCUCGUCUACAAUUGACACAUCCGACCGACCGGUUCAUCUAUCAGCAACAGUGACCUCCACUGAACCACCCCCGGACGACGGGUUCCAGGUGUCGGCCCAAGUUGUAUCGGGCCACCUGGUCGAAAUUGGUGGGUUGCAUCAUCGCAAACGAAAAUUUAGUGCUUUGCUAAUCUACUGCAUGGACGCGCCACGGAAUUCUUUUGGGCUGUUCGUUGUUCAGGUUUAUGCGACGGAAAAGCCGCACCUUUCUUAUUCAGCUGCCGUCAACCUUAUUAUCGUCAUCAAUGCAUGCGGUAUUCCAAUUCGCGCGCCCUGCGGAUACUUGGCCGAUCGAUGCAUUGGCCCACUUAACUGUCUGAUUCCCUGGAUAGGACUAUGCGGUAUUCUAAUUUUCUGUUGGGCCGCAGUUCAUACUGUCGCCGAACUCUAUGUAUUUGCCGUAUUCUACGGUCUGGUCUCGGCAGCCGCUAUGGCUUUGUUCGCCGGUACUGUACCUUCCUUGACUGAAGACCUGAACAAAAUUGGAACUCGAGUUGGAAUGGCGCUCACGUUGAUGAGCUUCGGACCCUUAACUGGCCCUUCUGUCGCGGGGGCGCUGAUAGUUCGGACGGGAGGUAGCUAUCUUUCUGGACAGAUCUGGGCAGGUGCGGCCUUGAUUGUAGGAGUGUUGACUCUGGUUGGGGCGUGCAUCAUUAUAUAUGGACCUCAUCUUCGAGUGAAAUUAUAG
This is a messenger RNA of Penicillium cinerascens, 747 nucleotides long. RefSeq lists its product as uncharacterized. Gene Ontology annotation, molecular function: transmembrane transporter activity. The record is from RefSeq and is a predicted model, not a curated record. Lineage: Eukaryota; Fungi; Ascomycota; Eurotiomycetes; Eurotiales; Aspergillaceae. The annotation marks the transcript as partial. Gene Ontology annotation, cellular component: fungal-type vacuole membrane. Gene Ontology annotation, biological process: transmembrane transport. The transcript has 2 exons.